AUGGCCAAACUGGACGAAUGGGUCUCUGAUCCCAAAAACAGCCAGAAUCUGAUUGAUGACCUGGAGAAGAAGCUCGAUCAAGGUGAAAUGAAGGCUCUGGAGGAUUAUCUGAAAAAUAAGAAGCUGAAAAAGAGUGACUGGGAUCACUGGAGUAAAUACGUCGUGCAGUACGUCUACCCCACAGACUCGGCACCAGACUACACGUCCAUUCUCGUUCCCAACGUGGACAACACCAGAACGAGCUUCCUGAUUGAGGCCAUCGCAAAACAGCGCAAGGCUGUUCUCCUCACCGGUGAACAGGGGACUGCCAAGACGGUCAUGAUUAAGGCCUACACGAAGAAAUACAACCCUGAGAUGGAUCUGUUCAAAUCCAUGAACUUCUCCUCCGCCACGGAGCCGAUCAUGUUCCAGCGGGCAGUAGAGAGUUACAUAGAGAAGCGGCUGGGCAGCACAUACGGACCCCCCGGCAGACGGAGACUGACCGUUUUUAUUGAUGACAUCAACAUGCCUGUCGUCAAUGAAUGGGGAGAUCAGAUCACAAAUGAAAUAGUGCGUCAGACGAUGGAGAUGUCGGGCAUGUACAGUCUGGAUAAACCCGGUGAUUUCACCACCAUAACAGACGUUCAGAUGAUGGCCGCCAUGAUCCAUCCCGGCGGUGGCAGGAACGAUAUUCCUCAGAGACUGAAGAGACAGUUCACAGUGUUUAACUGCACGCUUCCGGCCAACUCCUCCAUCGACAUGAUCUUCGGAAUUAUUGGCUGUGGAUAUUUCCAUCAGUGUCGAGGAUUUACACCAGAGAUCUCUGACACUGUACAGCGUCUCGUACCCGCUUCCCGGAUUCUCUGGCAAUGGACCAAGGGGAAGAUGUUGCCCACUCCAUCAAAGUUUCACUACUUCUUCAACCUAAGAGAUCUGUCCAGGAUUUGGCAGGGCAUGCUGAAGAUCAGAGCAGAAGAGUGUGAGACAGUCGCCACCCUCCUGUCCUUGUUCAAGUGUGAAUGCACUCGAGUCAUCGCAGACCGGUUUGUGUGUGAGGAGGAUAAGCACUGGUUCGAGAAGUCUAUAGCCCAGGUCAUUCAGGAACACGUGGAUCCUGCUUUGGUGCCACACCUCCACCCCGACCCUUACUUUGUGGACUUCCUGAGAGAGGCUCCAGAGCCUACAGGAGAGGAGGCUGAUGACGCCUGUCUCGACGCUCCCAAAAUCUAUGAACUGGUGCCGGACUUCCAGUUCCUGUCGGAGAGACUGCGGUUCUAUCAGAGCCAGUAUAACGAGGCUGUUCGGGGCUCACAUCUGGACCUGGUCUUCUUUACUGAUGCCAUGACCCACCUCAUCAAGAUCUCCCGCAUCAUCAGGACCGAUGGAGGAAGCGCUCUGCUGGUGGGAGUGGGAGGAUCGGGCAAGCAAAGCCUUUCACGGCUCGCGUCGUACAUCGCCGGUUACAGGAUAUUCCAGAUUACACUCACUAGAACCUAUAACAUCAGCAACCUGAUGGAUGACCUGAAAGUGCUGUUCAGAACGGCCGGCGCUGAAGGAAAAGGCGUCACGUUCAUCUUCACGGACAACGAGAUAAAAGACGAGGCCUUCCUAGAGUACCUUAACAAUGUUUUGUCAUCUGGAGAGGUCUCGAACCUUUUUGCUCGUGAUGAACUGGACGAGAUAACACAGAAUCUCAUCCCCGUAAUGAAAAAGGAGACGCCCCGAGUGCCGCCCACCUUUGAUAAUCUGUAUGAAUACUUCAUCUCCCGGGCCAAAAAGAACCUCCAUGUGGUGCUGUGUUUUUCCCCGGUGGGGGAGAAGUUCCGCUCCCGCUCUCUGAAGUUCCCCGGACUGAUAUCCGGAUGCACCAUGGACUGGUUCACCCCGUGGCCGAGUGAAGCCCUGAUGGCCGUGUCCCAGUAUUUCCUCUCGGACUUCCACAUGGUCUGUUCGCCUGAGGUGAAGACUGCGGUGGUCCAGACUAUGGCCGUCUAUCACGACAGAGUCUCCUCCACCUGCGAGAGCUACUUUGAGAGAUUCAGACGAAGGGCCCACGUCACCCCGAAAUCCUACCUGUCCUUCAUCAAUGGAUACAAAACCCUCUAUACAGAGAAGCACACCCACAUCAACACUCUUGUUGAGCGCAUGAAUGUCGGUCUAGCCAAGCUAAUGGAAGCCAGCGAAUCCGUCGCGCAGCUGUCCAGAGACCUGGUGGUGAAGGAGCAGGAGCUGGCGUUGGCCUCGGCCCGAGCCGACAAGGUCCUCAAGGAGGUGACUGUGAGCGCCGAGGCCGCCUCUGUGGUCAAAAACGAGGUGCAGGUGGUGAAGGAUAAAGCGCUGAAGAUCGUGGAGGAAAUCGAGAAGGAAAAAGGUGUGGCAGAGCUGAAGCUGCAGGCGGCUGAACCUGCACUCAUGAAAGCUGAGGCGGCUUUAAACACCAUCAAACCGGCCGAUAUCGCAACAGUGAGGAAACUGUCCAAGCCACCACAUUUAAUCAUGAGAAUUAUGGACUGCUGUCUGCUUCUCUUCCGCAAGAAGCUGGACCCCGUCGUCAUGGAUCCAGAGAGGCACUGCCUUAAGCCCUCCUGGAGCGAAGCCAUGAAGCUGAUGAGCGGCGGCGGCUUCCUGACGUCACUGCAGCAGUUUCCUAAGGACACGAUAACCGAAGAGACGAUGGAGCUGCUGGAGCCGUACUUCCAGAUGGAGGAUUACACGCUGGAGAACGCCAGUAAAGUGUGCGGAAACGUGGCGGGUCUGCUGUCCUGGACACAGGCUAUGGCCACCUUCUUCAGCAUCAACAAGGAGGUGCUGCCACUGAAGGCUAAUCUCAGCGUUCAGGAGAACAGGCUAACGGCAGCUAAUAAGGAACUGGCUAACGCUCAGGCCCAGCUGGAUGAAAAGCAGGCAGAGCUGGACAUGGUGCUGGCCAAAUUCGAAGCAGCCAUGAAGGAGAAGCAGGAUCUGCUGAACGACGCCGAAUCGUGCAGAAAUAAAAUGCAGACGGCCUCCGCUCUGAUCGACGGGCUGAGCGGGGAGAAAGUGCGCUGGACCGAGCAGAGCAGAGAGUUCACCUCACAGAUCAGCAGGCUGGUUGGAGACGUCCUGCAGCUGACCGGCUUCCUGUCCUACUGUGGUCCGUUCAACCAACAGUUCCGUAACAUGCUGCUGAAGGAGAUCUGGGAGGACGAGCUCACGAAGAAGAACAUUCCCUUCACUGAAAACCUGAACCUGAUCUCCAUGCUGGUGGACCAGCCCACAAUCAGCGAGUGGAAUCUGCAGGGCCUUCCGGGUGAUGACCUGUCGGUGCAGAACGGCAUCAUUGUCACCAAAGCUACCCGCUUCCCCCUCCUCAUCGACCCCCAGACUCAGGGCAAGGCUUGGAUCAAGAAGAAGGAGAAAGCCAACGAGCUCCAGGUCACGUCUCUGAAUCACAAGUACUUCCGCACCCAUCUGGAGGACAGCCUGUCCCUGGGUCGCCCUCUGCUCAUCGAGGAUGUACCCGAGGAGCUGGACCCAGCGCUGGAUAACGUGCUGGAGAAGAACUUCAUCAAGUCUGGAUCCUCCUACAAGGUUAAAGUCGGAGACAAAGAGAUCGACGUGAUGGACGGCUUCCAACUCUACAUCGCCACCAAGCUGCCCAACCCGUCCUACACGCCCGAGGUCUGUGCCAAAACCUCCAUCAUCGACUUCACCGUGACCAUGAAGGGCCUGGAGAACCAGCUGCUGGGCAGAGUCAUCCUGACCGAGAAAUACGAACUGGAGGCUGAGAGGCUGAAUCUGAUGCAGGACGUCACGGCCAACAAGAGGAAGAUGAAAGAGCUGGAGGAUAAUUUGCUUUACAAGCUCAGCACCACAAAAGGCUCUCUGGUCGACGACGAGUCCAUGAUCGGGAUCUUGAGAGUCACUAAGGAAACAGCAGCGGAGGUGAGCGAGAAGCUCAACGUGGCCACCGAGACGGAGACGAAGAUCCUCGCCGCUCAGGAGGAGUACCGUCCCGCGGCGUCCCGCGGCAGCAUCCUCUACUUCCUCAUCACAGAGAUGAGCAUGGUCAACGUCAUGUACCAGACCUCGCUCGCCCAGUUCCUCAGGAUCUUCGACCUCUCCAUGUCGAGGUCAGAAAAAACCCCCCUGACCCAGAAGCGCAUCGCUAACAUCAUCGACUGUCUGACGUACGAGGUGUUCAGAUACACGGUCCGAGGCCUGUACGAGAAUCACAAGUUCAUCUUCACUCUGCUGCUGGCUCUCAAGAUCGAUCUGCAGAAGGGCAACAUCAAGCACAGCGAGUUCCAGAUUCUUAUUAAAGGUGGUGCCGCCCUGGAUCUCAAAGCUUGUCCUCGUAAACCCUUCCGCUGGAUUCUGGACAUGACAUGGCUGAACCUGGUUGAGCUGAGCAAACUGCCCCAGUUCACCAACAUCAUGAGCCAGGUGUCCCGGAAUGAAAAGGGCUGGAAGGCGUGGUUCGAUAUGGACGCACCAGAGGACGCAGUGAUUCCCGAUGGUUAUAAUGAUUCACUGGAGAUCUUCCACAAAUUACUGCUUAUCAGAUCCUGGAGUCCAGAUCGCACGCUGUCUCAGGCCAGGAGCUACGUAGGGCACGCAUUGGGCGCGAGGUUCGCCCAGUCUGUUAUUCUCAAUCUGGAGGCAACGUGGGGGGAGAGCGACCCUCGUACCCCUCUGAUCUGCUUCCUCUCCAUGGGCUCGGAUCCAACCAACCAGAUAGAAGCUCUCUCCAAGAAACUCAGACUCGAAUGCAGAGCUAUAUCUAUGGGACAGGGACAGGAAGUGCAUGCGAGGAGGCUGGUGCAGAUGUCCAUCGCACAGGGAGGCUGGGUCCUGCUGCAGAACUGCCACCUGGGUCUGGAGUUCAUGGACGAGCUGCUGGACACCGUGAGCACAGUGGAGAACGUUCAUGAGAGCUUCAGGGUGUGGAUCACCACGGAGCCACACGACCGCUUCUCCAUCACGCUGCUGCAGUCCUCCAUCAAGUUCUCCAACGAUCCUCCUCAGGGAGUGAAAGCCGGACUGAAGCGAACGUUCGUCGGGAUCUCUCAGACUCAGCUGGACGUCAGCAACCUGCCCAUGUGGAAGCCGCUGCUGUACAGCGUCGCGUUCUUGCACACGGUGGUGCAGGAACGUCGCAAGUUCGGACCCCUGGGCUGGAAUAUUCCGUACGAGUUCAACUCGGCAGACUUCAGCUCCAGUGUGCAGUUCAUCCAGAACCAUUUGGAUGAGUGCAGUCCCAAAAAGGGCGUGUCGUGGGACACCGUGCGCUACAUGCUGGGAGAGGUGCAGUACGGAGGCAGAGUGACGGACGACUACGACAAACGACUUCUGAACUGUUUUGCACGAGUAACACACGACCCCCCCAACCUAAUAAUAAAUAUAAUAACGUUAGCGUAUGAUGUACGAGAGACUUAUACGAGGCGUCGCGGGUGCGUCACGGCCUGA
This is a messenger RNA of Trichomycterus rosablanca, 5427 nucleotides long. RefSeq names its product dynein axonemal heavy chain 8-like. The coding region runs from base 1 to 5427 and encodes 1808 amino acids. The record is from RefSeq and is a predicted model, not a curated record. Lineage: Eukaryota; Metazoa; Chordata; Actinopteri; Siluriformes; Trichomycteridae. Gene Ontology annotation, cellular component: axonemal dynein complex. Gene Ontology annotation, biological process: microtubule-based movement. Gene Ontology annotation, molecular function: dynein intermediate chain binding; minus-end-directed microtubule motor activity; dynein light intermediate chain binding. The transcript has 36 exons.